Molecule: messenger RNA, 595 nt
Organism: Camarhynchus parvulus
Lineage: Eukaryota; Metazoa; Chordata; Aves; Passeriformes; Thraupidae
Product: zinc finger protein 586-like
Exons: 1
Source: RefSeq, a predicted model, not a curated record
AUGGAGACCAGGGAGGACAAAUCCGCAGGGCAGAGCCUCAUCACCCACCAGCGGAUUCACAAUCAGAAGAGGCCCUUCCGCUGCCCCGACUGUGGGAAGCGCUACAAGCGCCACUCCAAGCUCGUCAUCCACAUGCGCAUGCACACAGCAGAGAGGCCCUAUGAGUGUCCCCAGUGUAAGAAGAGGUUUCAGACCAGCUCCACUCUCCUCCUGCAUGAGCAGAUUCACAAGGAUGAGAGACCCUUCUGCUGCCCCGAUUGUGGGAAGGGUUUCAAGCGCAACUCACACCUCAUCGAUCACCGGGCAUCCACACUGGGGGAGAGGCUGUAUGAGUGUGGGGAAUGUGGGAAGAGCUUCAGGCAGAAGUCCAACUUGAUCCACCACCAGAGGAUCCACACUGGGGAAAGGCCAUACAAGUGUGGGGAAUGUGAGAUGACCUUCAGUCGUAAGCCCCAGCAGAUCAUCCACCAAAUGAUCCACACUGGAGAGAGGCCCUACAAUUGCACCCAGUGUGGGAAGAGGUUUCAGACCAGCUCCAGUCUCCUCAUUCAUGAACGGAUUCACACGGAUGAGAGGCCCUUCCUCUGCCAUGACU